Molecule: messenger RNA, 984 nt
Organism: Clupea harengus (Atlantic herring)
Lineage: Eukaryota; Metazoa; Chordata; Actinopteri; Clupeiformes; Clupeidae
Gene: lsm2
Product: LSM2 homolog, U6 small nuclear RNA and mRNA degradation associated
Biological process (GO): mRNA splicing, via spliceosome
Cellular component (GO): Lsm1-7-Pat1 complex; P-body; U6 snRNP
Molecular function (GO): RNA binding
Source: RefSeq, a predicted model, not a curated record
ACAAAACACUUAGGCCAAUAGGAAUGUGACUGCACUGUUCCCGGGUGUGAGUACUUUGCUGCGCGUCUGAGACAGCGUUUGAAAAUGCUAUUCUAUUCCUUCUUCAAGUCUUUGGUGGGCAAGGACGUGGUGGUGGAGCUAAAGAAUGACCUGAGUAUAUGUGGCACGCUUCACUCUGUGGAUCAGUAUCUGAACAUCAAGCUAACAGACAUUAGCGUCACUGACCCAGAGAAAUAUCCACACAUGUUGUCUGUGAAGAACUGCUUCAUCCGCGGCUCGGUGGUGCGGUACGUUCAGCUGCCCGCGGACGAGGUGGACACGCAGCUACUACAAGACGCUGCACGCAAGGAGGCCAUGCAGCAGAAGCAGUGACGGAGCCUGGUGUGUGUGUGUGUGACUGUGUGUGUGUGUGGGGAUGGGUGUGUGGGGGCGUGUGUGUCCUUGUUUCAUUCUUGUUUUUCUUGAAAUUAUGCUUUCUGUGUGAGAAGCAUGUUUCGUACAGAUAUAGAUCCGACAUCAUUUACAGAACAUACUGUUAUAUGCAUAUGUUAGAGAAACGUUUCCCUCCAAAAUAAGUUCAGUUUGUUUUGCCCGAGAGAGUGAUAUAACAUGGAUGUAUCUAGUCAUCCGUGUAGUCAAUGUCUACAAUUGGAAGAGGAAAGAUUGAGUUCGUUACACCACGCUGAAAUUAUGUUUUUUUUUUUUGUAGCCCCCUUUGAGGUUUUUGUGAACAGUUAAACACUUUACUGCAAAAAAGUGUGGAAUUUGACAGGGUUAUUUCCUUUGGUUCACAACUCAUGCAGGUGUAAAUUGAGUGUGCGUGUGUGUUAUGAAGUCUUUGUAUCUUUUGAGCUUUGUCAUUUGAUUUAAAAUAUCAAUCUUUUUGUAAUAAAGUUGAGAUAGAUGCCUAUAAACAAUUGGCUGUGUAACCGUAAAAUUUCUGUUGGUAUUUGUUAGUCAAUAGCAUUAAACACUUACCACAUA